AUGCCUAUGAUACAUGAUCUUACUUAUCCAUCAGUAACAGAACUUCGUUAUAAAACUCUUCGUUUUCUUAUUACUGAUAGUCCAGAUGAUGAAAAUGUUCAAUCAUUUAUUGAAACUUGUUUAAAAUAUGGUGUUACAGCAUUAGUACGAGUUUCAGAAAAAACUUAUGAUUCAAAACCAAUUGAAGAAGCUGGAAUUAAAUUUUAUCAUCUUGAAUAUCCAGAUGGAAGUGCACCUGAUUCAUUUGUUCGUAAGAAAUGGUUGAAUAUAGUUAAAGAAAAUAAAAAUGGUUGUAUAGCUGUACAUUGUGUUCAUGGUCUUGGCCGAUCACCUGUUCUUGUUGCCAUGGCUUUCCGUGAAGCAGGUAUGAAUCCACAAGAAUCAAUUGAUUUUGUUCGUAAACGUCGACGUGGUUCAUUUAAUGUACGUCAAUUAGAAUUUCUUCAAAAUUAUCAUUCAUGUCAUCGUCUUCUUAAUAAACAUGUCGGUUGUAUUAUUAUUUAA
Molecule: messenger RNA, 504 nt
Organism: Rotaria sordida
Lineage: Eukaryota; Metazoa; Rotifera; Eurotatoria; Philodinida; Philodinidae
Source: the annotation of a GenBank genome assembly